Messenger RNA from Mangifera indica (mango), 1466 nucleotides. RefSeq lists its product as uncharacterized. The transcript has 2 exons. Lineage: Eukaryota; Viridiplantae; Streptophyta; Magnoliopsida; Sapindales; Anacardiaceae. The record is from RefSeq and is a predicted model, not a curated record. The coding region runs from base 152 to 1345 and encodes 397 amino acids.
GUCAAGGUUUCCUUUGACCUCUUUGCUUAAAAAACCCUUCUACCGCUAAAACCCUUAUGCCUGGACGCCUCUCUCUCGUGUAUGAACAUUACGGUUAAGCUAUCAAAGUCCUCUCCUUCAAAUCAGAGUUUUAGUUUCAACAGUUUUAAUCAUGACAUUACUGGAAGUGAUAACAAAGGCCUCAGCCAAUCAUGAGCAAUCGAGUUCCCAUAUUGAUCACCCUAUAAUUUUCAAUGCAAAUGAUAUUUUCGUCAACUUGAAGCCCAAACAUGAAAACAUCAGUCCUGCUACACUUGUAAAUCCUGUUUCUGGAUGGGAAAUUUCUCAAACUGAUACCCAACUCAUUGACUCAGGCAAGAAGUUCUAUGCGAACCUUAAGAGAAGGCUCAAAGAUACAAAUAACUUUAACAAGGAUAAAUUUAUUGGAAUUUUGAAUCCAUUUCUUGUUAAAAUUAGUGAGCAUGCUGGGAUUUCAAAUGUGGGUCACAUGUCUAGUAAUGGGUUCACCCGUAUUUUAUUGGAGAAGAUUGGGUUCUUGAUGGGUCGAGAUGUCGCAGGUUUGGUUUUGGAAGCAUGUCUGGAUUUGAAAAUUUGGGAGUUGGUGGAAGUUUUGAUCAUUAAUGUGCUUGUUGAUCAUUUAUGGUAUUCGAAUUUGGUUAUGAAACUUGCGAAAGAGAAGAGGUCAGAUUUGCUUUGUCUUUGUGUUAGAUAUGCUUCAGAUCUUGGAUCAUCUGAGUUACUUUGUAUUUUAAAGUAUUUUCUUUGUCCACCUAAAGAGGCAUACAACAGCAUGGUUAAUGUGAGGAAGGAAUGGGAGAGCCAAGCCUUGCUAGCUAUUGAGAAGGCAACUGAUGAAAAACUUUCUCGGAAGAAAUUGUGUUUGGCAAAGGAGGCUUCAAUUCUACUGAUGGUUGCACAUGAUGGGUUUUCAGUUUCUGAUCUUUGUUUGCAUUAUUUGCUGGGAUCAUCAAAUGUCGACGAAGUGAUACUAUCAUCUGCAAUUAGUAAGUUAAGCGGCAAAGAGAUGAUGAAUUUAAUUCGGUACUUAGGGAAGUGGUUAAAGAAGUUUGUGAGGUUCCCACAGGCACGACCAUGCCCUGAAGCAUCAUAUAUGUUGGGUUUACCUGCUUGUGAUUGGGUUCCUAAGCCUGAAGUGGUUGUGAAAUGUCUUGGCUUGGUGUUGGAUGAGAACUUUUCUUCAUUACUUUUACACCCCGAGUUUCAGGAUGAGCUGAGAUCUAUAGAGGGAGUUGUUAGUUCCCUAACUUUAGAAACAAGAUUCUGUUGUUCGAUAACUAAUGUAGUCAAGAAUUUAGUAGUUGAUGAUGAAAUCGUUCAGAAUUAGGAGCUUUCUCAACACUAGUGUUUGGUUUUUAUUCAGGGAUGUUGCUUUUGCAAAAUUUUGUUUAAUUGAUCUUGUUAGUAGAAUCAUUAUUUAUUUUGGAAUGAAGUGCUGCGAUUUUAAA